This is a messenger RNA of Lates calcarifer (barramundi perch), 1030 nucleotides long. Its product is annotated as homeodomain-interacting protein kinase 3-like. Gene Ontology annotation, cellular component: cytoplasm; nucleus. The record is from RefSeq and is a predicted model, not a curated record. NCBI's taxonomy places the organism in Eukaryota, Metazoa, Chordata, Actinopteri, Centropomidae. The transcript has 2 exons. Gene Ontology annotation, molecular function: protein tyrosine kinase activity; ATP binding; protein serine/threonine kinase activity. The coding region runs from base 347 to 748 and encodes 133 amino acids. Gene Ontology annotation, biological process: peptidyl-threonine phosphorylation; peptidyl-serine phosphorylation.
CCAACCUGUGGAUCCACACAAUUAGCUGACGUGUGGAAAAAAACUGGUUUUCAAAGACAAACUGAAAAGGCAGAAUUUGAAAACUGAACUCGAAGUAAGUCACUGUUUCUGAAGUCCAGUCAUGUUGAAACUGAAAAGCAGAGCAGGAAAGUGGGAUGAAAUGUAAAUCAAUAGUGGUCUGUUUCAUGAGCUAUCAGUUUUAGAUUUCAUUCAAGUGGUGUAGUAGGUGUUUAACAAGUUAAAGCAAUGGUGAUUAUAUUUAAAGAGUGUGAGAAUAAACCCUUCUUUUUCUUAAUUUUUUAAGAUCUAUUUCUUUUUUAGCUUUCAGCAUAAAAAUCUUUUAAAUAUGGCAAAGGACAGCAGCAGUGACCCAGAUGCAUAUCCAAUCCCAAGCAACUAUGAGCUACUUGACUUUGUGGGAAGUGGGGACUAUGGAACAGUGGCAAAGUGCAGAAAGCGAGACACUGGAGAGACAGUCAUCAUAAAAGUCUCAAGAUUUGUCCAGACAGCCGCACGGGAGGUGUCCAUAUUAGAAGAACUGAUGAGACAUAACCUGGACCAGUCCAACAUUGUAAAGCUCUAUGACUGGUACCACAUGAACAACACCAUUGGACUAGUGUUGGAAAUGCUCGAUAUGACUCUGUCAGACUACAUGAAGGAGAAUCGCCUACCUUUAAAUGACAUCAGGUUCAUCAUCCAGCAGGUACACAUGCAGUGUCAGAAAGCAACACAGAGAGAUCUGUUUUAAAAUUAUGUGAAACUGCAGCCAUAUUUCUGACCUUGUACCUGCAGCUGGCCACAGCAUUUGAUGGAUUAAAGAUUGUUGGACUGAUCCAUGGAGACUUAAAACCUGAUAACAUCAUGCUGGUGAAAGAUCAGGAGCAGUCCUACACAUUGAAGCUUAUUGACUUUGGUUUGGCCUUCCAUAGAUCUGAAGCAGUGGUGGGCUCUACUCACCAACUACCUUAUUACAGGUGAGGUUUACAAAGAAACUGUUUUCAGUUCUACUACAGUAUGUUCCAGUUUUGCU